UCCAUCAGCUUGCAGGUGAGGUUGGCAAGUGAAGUUCCCUCUUCCAUCAAUAGAACUGUCAUAAUUGUUCAGGAUGGAGCCUGCAGCUGAGACCAGCACUGCAGGAUUUUCAGUAAAAGAUGACCUUUCAGAAAAAUGUCAGAAGUUAUUUCUUGAGUUCUUGGAGGAGUUUCAGGACACAAACGGGGAGAUUUUGUAUCAACCUGAUGCUGAGGAGCUCAUUCGACCAGAGAGAAACACACUGACUGUGAACUUCACCAACAUUGAGCACUUCAAUCAGCAACUAGCUACCACCAUUCAGGAGGAGUAUUACAGGGUAUACCCAUUCCUAUGCAGAGCAGUGCGUUGCUUUGCAAGAGAUCAUGGGAACAUGCCAGUAGCCAAAGAGUUCUAUGUGGCCUUCUCUGACUUUCCAUCAAGACAAAAGAUCCGAGAGCUCUCCACGGCCCGGAUCGGGUCCCUACUGCGUAUCAGUGGCCAGGUGGUGAGGACACACCCAGUGCACCCUGAGCUGGUCAGUGGUACCUUCCUGUGUCUGGAAUGCCAGUCGGUUAUGAAAGAUGUUGAGCAGCAGUUUAAGUACACCCAGCCAAACAUUUGUAAGAACCCAGUCUGUGCCAAUCGACGUCACUUCAUGCUGGACCCCAACAAGUCCCGUUUUGUGGACUUUCAGAAGGUGCGUAUCCAGGAGACCCAGGUGGAGCUGCCUCGUGGCUCCAUCCCCCGCAGUGUGGAGGUGAUCCUGAGGGCAGAGGCUGUGGAGAUGGCUCAGGCAGGGGACCGCUGUGACUUCACCGGCACACUGAUCGUCGUACCAGACGUCGCUGCCCUGGCUGUGUCAGGCACCAGGGCAGAGACCAGCAGCAGAGUGACUGGGGGGAGGCAGGGCUUUGAUGCAGAUGGGAUCCAGGGACUGAAGGCUCUAGGUGUCAGGGAUCUGUCCUACAGACUGGCCUUCCUAGCCUGCUACGUGGCCCCCACUAACCCUCAGUUUGGUGGUAAAGAUCUCUGCCAGGAAGACCAGACUGCAGAGAGUGUGAAGAACCAGAUGACUGUUCAGGAGUGGGAGAAAGUGUUUGAGAUGAGUCAGGACAAGAACCUCUACCACAACCUCUGCACCAGCCUCUUCCCCACUAUCCAUGGGAAUAAUGAGAUCAAGCGUGGAAUUCUAUUGAUGCUCUUUGGCGGUGUUGGCAAGACGACCAUGGAAGGCACAUCUCUGAGGGGGGAUAUUAAUGUUUGCAUCGUUGGGGACCCCAGUACCUCCAAGAGCCAGUUCCUAAAACACGUGGAGGACUUUGCGCCCAGGGCAAUCUACACCAGUGGGAAAGCCAGCAGCGCGGCCGGAUUGACGGCAGCUGUAGUGAAAGAUGAGGAGUCCCAUGAGUUUGUCAUUGAGGCUGGGGCCCUCAUGUUGGCGGAUAACGGAGUCUGUUGCAUUGAUGAGUUUGACAAGAUGGACCUGAAAGACCAGGUAGCCAUUCACGAGGCCAUGGAACAGCAGACCAUCUCCAUCACUAAGGCUGGAGUGAAGGCCACUCUGAAUGCUCGCACCUCCAUCCUGGCAGCUGCUAACCCCAUCGACGGGAGAUACAACCGCUCUAAGUCUCUGAAACAGAACGUCAACAUGUCAGCACCCAUCAUGUCCAGAUUUGACCUCUUCUUCAUUCUGAUUGAUGAGUGCAAUGAGGUGACAGAUUAUGCCAUAGCCAGGCGUAUCGUAGACCUGCACUUUAGAAACAUGGAGUCUGUGGAGCGAGUCUACGCCACUGAUGAGAUUCAGAGAUACAUACUGUUUGCUCGGCAGUUUAAACCAAAGAUCACAGCAGAGGCAAAAGAGUUUGUGGUGGACCAGUACAAGCGCCUGCGUCAGCGGGACAGCAGCGGCAGCACCAAGUCAGCCUGGCGUAUCACCGUCAGGCAGCUAGAGAGCAUGCUCCGACUAUCUGAGGGCAUGGCCAGGCUCUACUGCUCAGAUGAGGUGCAUCCCAAACACGUUAAGGAGGCCUUCCGGCUAUUGAACAAGUCUGUCAUCCGCGUCGACUCCCCAGACAUCAACUUCGAACAAGACAAUGGGGAAAUGAAUGAUCAGAACGACAUGAUGGGCACUAAUGGCAGUCAUGCAGAGGAGGCUAUGGACACAGAGCAUGGGGCAGGCAGACCGGAGACGACCAGCACUGCCAAGCCUGCCCUCAAGAUGACCUUUGCUCAGUACAGAAGGGUCUCCAACCUCAUUGUUUUGCACAUGCAGAAGAUGGAAGAUAUUGAUGAAGAGUCAUCACUGAAGAUGAGCGAGCUGAUUAACUGGUACCUGAAAGAAAUGGAGAGUGAGAUCGAGUCAGAAGCUGAGCUUGUUGCCAAGAAGAAUCUUAUAGAGAAAGUGCUUCACAGACUAAUCCAUUACGACCACAUUAUCAUAGAGUUAACGAAGACUGGGCUGAAGAAAGUUGGUGAUGAGGGAGAGGAACCUGUGAUUGAAGAGGACCCUUUCUUAGUGGUCAACCCCAAUUACAUCCUGGAAGAUUAGGUAGGGUCCACCUCAGCCAUAGAUAUUGUGGAAGUAAUUGAACGCAGGCUUAUCUGUAAGGAAUUUGUGAUUGCAGCUACAGUAGCCUACUGUCAACUUGUU
Salmo salar (Atlantic salmon) is the source of this 2629-nucleotide messenger RNA. RefSeq names its product MCM6 minichromosome maintenance deficient 6, like (gene mcm6l). Gene Ontology annotation, molecular function: ATP binding; single-stranded 3'-5' DNA helicase activity; single-stranded DNA binding. The record is from RefSeq and is a predicted model, not a curated record. Gene Ontology annotation, cellular component: MCM complex; nucleus. Lineage: Eukaryota; Metazoa; Chordata; Actinopteri; Salmoniformes; Salmonidae. Gene Ontology annotation, biological process: double-strand break repair via break-induced replication; mitotic DNA replication; DNA replication initiation.